UCACAUCCUUGUUUGAAAUUUCUUUAAUUUAAUCGUUUUUGUAAAAAUUAAGGCGCAAUAAAAUGAAUCAAUUCUAUUCUCGUUGAAAAAUACUAUAAUUCUAGAAUUGGGUAAAUUGAAAUAUAAAAUUUAAAACCUUAUUAAUUGUUGUUAAGUAAUGAAAAAGUUGUAAAACGGGCUUAACGGGAAAAAGGAAUGUACUUGUUGAAUCUGGGGCAGGGCAGGCUGGGCAGCAAAGCAAACUCCAACCAAGAAAGGCUGUCAUCAGCUGCCAGGUCAGCCCCGCCUCCUCCCAAAUGCUUUUCUUUCAAAUUUGAACGAAAUUCCGACGCAAUUUCAUUUGCAUUUCGGGAAAAACCUUUCCGUCUUCUUUCCCCGCCUCCCUUUAUAAACCUCUCAUUUCCCCUUCGUCUCCUUCCUCUCUUCAUUUCAGAAUCCUUCCUCUCUCAUAUCUCUUCGAGCUGCGCAUCUGGAGAACGAGAUCGCCUGAGAAACAUCUGGAAGACUAACGCGAAGCAGGCGGCCGACGUUUCCCCGGAGCUCGCUUCUUCGAUCCGCAUCUCCUCUCAAAGGUAUGGAUAGCUUCCUUUUGCUUCGUUUUUUUCAUUGCUCCGUUUGAAUCUGUAGAUCGGGCACUUGUACGAGUUGCGAUUCGAUCUGAGUUUUUGGUGGGUUUUAUUUAUUUAUUUUUGAGCUCGAUCUUGUGGUGUUGAGCUGAUGUGUUUAUCGAUCGGGAAGUAGGUGCGUGUUUGGAGGAUAAGACAAGUAGACAGUGAAAAUGAUAGCUUUAGUUGCCAAAUCUUGCUUCUGUUUGCGUUCGGAGCUCCGAUCUCGUUUUGAACUUUGCUGAUGACGAUGGGUUGUGUGAUUGCCUUUUGGAGUCUAAUUAUGCAAGCUUAGUGCUUGACUUGUGAUUUGAUGUAGUUUAGUUGAAUUACUUGUGCUGACAUUCGAGGGAUGAAAGAAGCUCUAGUUUCUCAUCCAGCUAUUGUAUUGAAGUUGUUCUAGCUUCUUAUGUACUGUCAUGUAAUAUAUACGGAUGCUCAGAUUCGCUAGCAUUUGGGCUUUUGUUGAAUGUGAGAUCUGAAGUUAGUUGGUGGUUUGUUAGCAUUAUAAUGUAGUAGUUUGCUUUCAAUGCUUGAUCUGGUAUUCUCUUCCAUGGAUCUCUUGGUUUCCAGUUCAAAUUUUGAGUCUUGUACUUCGUCAUUUGUGUGUGUGGAUUUGAAAUGUAGAUCAGAGUGUGUUGCUGUGGAUUCCUUUGUUUGAGCUUAUGAUUUAUUUGCUAUUGCACUACAGUAAAAGAUGGCCGACGGUGAGGAAAUUCAGCCCCUUGUCUGUGACAAUGGAACCGGAAUGGUGAAGGCCGGGUUUGCUGGUGAUGAUGCACCAAGAGCAGUCUUCCCCAGUAUUGUUGGCAGACCUAGGCACACUGGAGUUAUGGUUGGGAUGGGUCAGAAGGAUGCCUAUGUUGGUGAUGAGGCUCAAUCUAAAAGAGGUAUCUUGACCUUGAAGUACCCAAUUGAGCACGGUAUUGUCAGCAACUGGGAUGACAUGGAAAAGAUUUGGCAUCACACCUUCUACAAUGAGCUUCGUGUUGCACCUGAGGAGCAUCCAGUCCUUUUGACGGAGGCCCCUCUUAACCCAAAGGCCAACAGAGAGAAGAUGACCCAGAUCAUGUUCGAGACAUUCAAUGUCCCCGCCAUGUAUGUUGCCAUCCAGGCCGUCCUCUCCCUGUAUGCCAGUGGUCGUACUACUGGUAUCGUGUUGGAUUCUGGUGAUGGUGUGAGUCACACCGUGCCAAUCUACGAGGGUUAUGCUCUGCCACAUGCCAUUCUCCGUUUGGAUCUUGCCGGUCGUGAUCUCACCGAUUCGCUGAUGAAGAUCCUCACAGAGAGAGGUUACAUGUUCACCACCACAGCCGAACGGGAAAUUGUCCGUGACAUGAAGGAGAAGCUCGCCUAUGUGGCCCUUGACUACGAGCAAGAACUUGAGACGGCAAAGAGCAGCUCGUCAGUCGAGAAGAACUAUGAGCUUCCUGAUGGCCAGGUCAUCACCAUCGGAGCUGAGAGGUUCCGUUGCCCUGAGGUCCUUUUCCAGCCAUCCCUCAUUGGAAUGGAAGCUGCUGGUAUCCACGAGACUACUUACAACUCCAUCAUGAAGUGUGACGUGGAUAUCAGGAAGGAUCUCUACGGUAACAUUGUGCUCAGUGGUGGGUCUACCAUGUUCCCUGGUAUCGCUGACCGUAUGAGCAAAGAGAUCACUGCUCUUGCUCCCAGCAGCAUGAAGAUCAAGGUUGUGGCACCGCCUGAGAGGAAAUACAGUGUCUGGAUUGGAGGGUCCAUCCUCGCAUCUCUCAGCACCUUCCAGCAGAUGUGGAUCUCCAAGUCCGAGUAUGAUGAAUCUGGCCCGUCCAUUGUCCACAGGAAGUGCUUCUAAGCUCCUGAAGAAGUGGGUUGAUGAGUUCUUUGUUACAUUUGGCUUUUCCUUUUUUAUCGAAUGUCGGUGUGAACUCGAGUCAGGUUUGGUGUAUUACUUCGCAGCAGCUACUUCAGCUCGAUUUUCGUUGCUCAAAACGGUCCUAGUUUCUGAAGUUGUUGCGUGUUGUAGUCUUUCUUUCUCAAGUAGGGGUGUCGAUAGGUUGUUGUCUUGUUGAGAGUGAGGUUUGUGAUGGUCGGUUUUCUCCUGUUUUGAGUUAUCUUCCUGCUUUGAGAUAUUUUAAGGGUUUUUUUGGUUCUUUUUUCCUGGUUCCCCCUUUUGAGGGAAAGAUCAAUGUUAAUAGUUAUUUGUAUGAGGGAGAAUUUUAUGAUUAGUAUCAGGUUGCGGUCAUUAAACUGUAUGGAACCAUAUUUAUUACUUUAUUAUUGGAAUUUGGGUUUUGCCAUCUGGAUUCUUUGCUCUUGCCUAUAAUUUGGGUAGUCAUUUUUAUCUGAUAAAUAGGAUCAUCAAUC
Linum trigynum is the source of this 2948-nucleotide messenger RNA. The record is from the annotation of a GenBank genome assembly. Lineage: Eukaryota; Viridiplantae; Streptophyta; Magnoliopsida; Malpighiales; Linaceae.